AUGCCGCGCCCGGCGGGAAGGCACCCAGCGGCCGCAGGUUCCGCUUCCGGGCCGGCAUUUUCCCCGCGUCCCGGGCGGGAAAUGGAGGCGCCGCCGAAGCCGGAGGCGGCGGGCGCGGGGCCGGGGCCGGGGCCGGGGCCGGGUCCGGGGCCGGGGCCGGAGCCGGAGCCGGAGCCGGAGCGGGAGCGGGAGCCGGAGCGGGAGCCGGAGCAGCCGGAGGAGGCGCGGCGGGACCCGCGGGUGCGCUGCUGCUCGCGGCGCGGGCUGGGCGCCGUGCUGGAGCUGUGCGCGCCCUUCGUGCGGGCCCUGGCGGAGGGACAGCCCGGCGGGGCCGCCGCCGAGGCGGACGCGAUCUGGAACUUCGAGACAGCGGUGCGGGAGAACGUCACCAUUAACGGGGAGCCCUGGGAGGAGGCCUCGGAUGACUCCCGGCUGCAGAGCGAUUCCAAUAUUAAAAUUCUGGAGGAUGAAUUUGAUGAAUUAAUAGUAGAGACAGCAACUAGGCGUAAACAGUGGCCUAAAAAGAUCCUGGUGCAUGCUAUUGAAACCAUGAAAGCAGAGCAGGAGAUGUUGAAGCUCUACCAGCCUGUGGUAAAACCAGCAGACAUAAGACGUCAGCCUUUGCAAGAUGCUUACAUCGCAGAUCUGAAGCAGGCGGCAGAGGUGGCAUCCAAACAGAUCAGCGAAGCCAUGAAGUGUAUUCCAGCACUCAUAGAAAAAGCAGAAGGUUUUUCCCAAGCAUUGACUAUGCAACCAACCUUGGAACUCUGCAAGCUACGGCAAGAAGUCUUUUCUGGUUUCAAGGUGAAGGAGGAAAACAAUGUCCAAAAUUCAGUACCACCAGGAGAAGUCACACCAACAGGAUCUAUUUGCAGUAAAAAUCCUUAUGUUUUGCUGAAAAGAAGAAAAGCUGCAGAUUCCCCCGGGAGAAGGCGCUACCCACUGCGGCGGAGGAAGAUCACUCUCAGUGCAUGAAUUUCUCAUUUUGUGCUUUCACAUUGGAAUCUCAGUUGUACUUUUGUUCCAUGUGUUCCAUCUUUUUUCUUAGAACUCAUCUCCCCUCAGUGCUAUACAUGGGAGCUUCUUUAAUGAGUCUUUGACCUCUUAAAUAUUUCUGUUUUGCUGACAUAUGAUGAUAUGUGAUGAUAUAUGGUACAUGUACCAGUAGCAUCCAAUAUCCAGCAAGUGUAUUUGCCAUUUAACUAAUUUUUUGCUCUUAUAUUGCAGUUUUUAGCUUGAGUCCUUGUGCUUCUCAGAGUUCAUAUGCAUGCUUUAUGUAUGUGGGCAGUCUUUUAGGAAACCACUAACUGCUCAUUUACAUUCAGCAUGUCUCUAGAGAGGUUGGAGAAUGUCUAGUUCUCCUAAUGCACCUUCAUUAAUUACUGAGGCAUGUGGCUUUUAUAUUAAUGAAUUAAUUGACACUGCAGCAUAUUGAAAUCACCAAAUUUGGUGCAAUGUUGGAGUUUUAAGGAAGUCUAUGCACACAUGUGACAUUAGUCCUUGCUAUCCUACCUUUCCUGAAUGUAGGUCAUUUAGGCUUAUUUAUAGUCAUGCUUGUUGAAACUUGGAAUUUUAAUAAUUGUAUGUAUUUACUUGCAGUGUGCUCUUCUGAACAUGAAUUCAACCAUCAGCAUCUUAGGGUCUGAUAAAUCAUUUAAUGUAAUCCAGGUGUGCACCUGGGGUUUUCCUGAGCAAUAUUUCUACCCAAGAAAGGAUCUUGACUUGGGUUAUGUUUGCAUUUGUGUUGUUUGACUAAACUUUAAAGAUCAGUAGAGGUUACCAGUUAAUGGUAUUCACUUGAGCUAGCUUACUUUUGUUUUCUUUACUCAUUAGUGCCUAGAAUAUUGGAAAUUAGUACUAAAUUGAGCCUUGUGCCUUAACCAUUUAUAACUUUUUCUAGUUUAUGGUUGCAUGUGCCUGCAGUAAAUACUCCUGUCUAGUAUGUAAAAUAUUUGUUACACAGUAAAUGGAGGGGGGUUUUAGAAGCUUUAUUAAUGACAUGUUUGGUGCUAAGAAGACAGGUCCAACCUCUUGUCUAAGAGACUGGGAGUUCACAAGAAAACAGAUUUUAGCAUCAUUUCCUUUGUAAAAGUGAGCAUCUGUACUGAGACUUUGUAUAUGUAAUAAUAUGUAAAUAUUUUUCCUGACCUUGUAUAUACAAAUGUGUGUUUUUAUAUGAAGUAAAUUAAAUCAAUUAAGGAAGAUCAAAGCUUCAGAUAAUAUUGUCAGUUCUAAUCCCGGAAUAGAUGGUGGCUGAGCAGUGAGCAUACUUCAGAGGACAUCUGUGUUAAAUUCUGGCUUGAGUAACUGAAGUAGUUCCAUUUACUGCCUUUGAACUCACAAGUGUUAUUAAUCUCAGGGCUGCAAAGCUUAUUGGGUGAGAGAGGACAGGAUGUGAGAGGGACUGGAGCUGCAGGGCUGUGGGGUGUGUGGCUCAGACUGCUUCUCACACAGCCCCUUGCUAUUUUGAGUGCCAAUGCUCUUUGAGUGCGGCGUUGGAAAUCCCUGCUAUGGCUUUCUUCUCAUGGAUCCUGGCUGCUGCUGGGCUAAGGUGAGCCCUGCAAGAUUCUGCAUGGCCACUGUUACAGUGUUUGGCCAUUUCCUCUGUUAAUAGGAAGAUUCUCUGUUCUUCUCUGCAAAUGACAGGCAAGUACAGAAAAUUGCUAGGAAUAGGUAUCUCUUUGAAGAAGUUCCCUCAGAAAUAGCUGGGGUAGGACAAAUGCCAUAAGAAAUUAAAAGGGAAAGCACUGUGGUUUAAGACUUAAUAAAUAAAUUCACGCAGUGCAUGUUUCUGUUUAGAGACUAAAGGAUAGUUGGCCUGCACAGGUUUUCAAGUUAGUGGGAAUGGAUGCUCUGAGUUAGAGCAGUUGGUCUUCUUUUCCAUAGCCUGUGUUGCAACUGCAAUUGGAUGGAAGAAGAAAAAUGCAUCUGGAAAUGCUGGCCAAGUAGACUGUAUAAAGAAAAAGAUAAAGCAAUCAGGAUUCCAAGUGCAGUGUAUAAACUAGGAAUUUAAAAAUCUGAUGGCUACUUUUGGCCAAGCAACACUGGAAAGAGAACCUUCCUUUAAAUGCAAGUUCUGUGAUGAGUUGAACUCAA
Molecule: messenger RNA, 3096 nt
Organism: Melospiza georgiana
Lineage: Eukaryota; Metazoa; Chordata; Aves; Passeriformes; Passerellidae
Gene: NSL1
Product: NSL1 component of MIS12 kinetochore complex
Exons: 7
Coding region: 1-975 (324 amino acids)
Biological process (GO): mitotic sister chromatid segregation
Cellular component (GO): kinetochore; MIS12/MIND type complex
Source: RefSeq, a predicted model, not a curated record